AUGAUGUUGCCACCUGCGCACACGCUCAGCACGCGGGCGCCGAGUGAGCUGCCAGCUUUCAGGAGAGAGACUCCCAGGCUCAGCAAAGAUUUCGACAAGCGAACACUCGGCCGCGAGUCCCCGGCGGACGGGGCGCUGCCGUGCUUCGCACGACCUGGCACCCAGGGCACUGCAAAGCCACAGGCAUGGUUGCAAGCCAAGGCCCGCCAGCCAGCGGAGGAUGAUUGGACUGCUCUGAAGAGUGAGGCUUUGGUGGGGCGUGCGAAAACCGUCAGUGCGGGUGAAGAAGCGCAGGCGCCAGCAGAGCAAAGCCCAAGUAGCGAAAGCGGAGAAGUGGAUCGCUUAAGGCUCCACUGCGAGGAGCUUCUGAGGCUGAAUGCCGAGCUUCGGCAACGACAGCUCGAGGUGGCUACGGGCGCUUUCGCUGGGAAGUUUGACAAUCUCUUGCGCGAGUUUGGCCAUCUGAGAAGUUUCCACCAGACGCUGCGCAGUCUGGAAUAUGAAACUGCCCAGGUGCGGAAGGACCUGAAGGAAUUGACGUCUGCAGUCUCGCCGGUGUCCGAAAUGUCCAGCCUCAUGGACGUGGCGGUGGGGAAGGUGAGAAGCAGUCUGCAGCAGGAUGUGCGCGACAUCGUGUCUGCCGAAGUGGCCACGCUGCGGGAGCAGCUGACUCGCCUGCAUGAGAACUCUACGACCAUGGUCUCUUUGACCUUGCAGAAUAGGAAGGAUUUUGCGGACCACCGAAUUGGCCUGAGCAGCGAGAAGCUGGACGAGCUAAUCGAGCUCGGUGAAGCGACACGCAAUGCCGUCCAGCGACACUUCGAUGAUCUUCAGGCGGAGAUCCAAGCUGACAGGAACCUCAUCGAGUACCACUCGAAGCAGAUUGGAGCCAACAUGAGAAGCAUAGAGGAGAACAAGGGCCGGAUCAUGUCCAAUCAGCUGCUGAUUCGCGACGAGCAGGACCGCGCCCGGGAAGAGGCCAAAAAUGCGGUCGCCCGCGUGCAGAGUUUGCAAGAGCUGCUGCGGCAGGAGCACAACCAGGCAGAGCGAGCCAAGCUCGAGCGUCAGCUCAGUGAGAGCCAGAAGUACAAGUACGAGAUGGAGUCUGAGCUUACAAGGCUUCAAGAUGAGAUGACAGCAGGGCUUCAGGAGGACAUCGAUGACUUGAACAGAAAGUUUGAUGACGUUGGCGAGGCUGUUGAAAAGAUCCUCGCUCGCAUGGAGAUGCCAGAACAGCCGACGCUUCUGCAGCAGCUGCACAAGGUCAGCGAAAUCCAGAGAAGAGGCAAUCUUGACAUCAACCUCAACAACGGAGACGUCGUGCUCCUGCGGCCAAUCCACUUCAAGCGGAAGAACAUGAAUGACCCGCCCACUGCAGAGUUCGAAAACGAGAAGGAAGCCUUGGAAAUCUUGACUGAUCUCUGCGAGCUUUGGCAGAUGUUCAAGGUCUCCAUCGUUAUCGAAGGGCACACCAAAGACAUCGGUGUCGGGACAGACGAGUUCUGGCAGAGCGUGGCCAAUAGCCGGGCUGCACUCUGCGCUGCGACCAUGGGUGUCAUGGGCGUGGACCUGUCGCAGGUUGCAGCUGUGGGCAAGCCUGGCAAGACAGGUCUGAACAAAGCCGCCUUGGUGAUCUCUUUCGACCUCUUCCCGGACUUGGACUGA
Molecule: messenger RNA, 1665 nt
Organism: Symbiodinium sp. CCMP2456
Lineage: Eukaryota; Dinophyceae; Suessiales; Symbiodiniaceae
Source: the annotation of a GenBank genome assembly